UCGUCAUCACUGACACUGCUGGCGAGUCUCCCUCCUCCCGCUGACCGCCGAAUGAGCCGCACGGACAGGAUGCACGCUUGUUGAGGAGGACCUUAACGACAUAACCGUCGGUUGUGAGGAGAGAGCGAGAGAGAGGAAAGAGAGACAACCGUUUUUUUUUUUGCUUCGCUGCUCGAGCGCUCGCCUCCAGUGGCGGCGCGGAGGGGGGGACUUUGCCAUGGUCCGGCCCGGGGACAUCUUUGUUGCUCUGCUCCUUGUGGGCUGUGCGGUUUCGAUGGAUGUGCAGAUCACACCCAGUCACGGUGAAAUUAGUCUCGGGGAGUCCAAAUUCUUCAUGUGUGAAGUUAUCGGUGCGGCUAAGCACAUAGACUGGUUCGGACCGAGCGGGGACCGUAUAGAAGCCAACAGACCCGACGUCAUCGUGACACGAAACGAUGAGUCGUCUUCCACGCUCACGCUGUACAGGGCUGGGACAGACAACGCCGGGACAUACAAGUGUGUCGCCACCAAUGGAGAUCAGCAAGGGGAGUCAACAGUUAACGUCAAAAUAUUCCAGAGAAUUACCUUCACAAAUGCGCCAUCGCCUCAAGAGUACACCGAAGGAGACGCCGCCAUCAUCGUGUGUGAUGUCAUUAGCUCACCUCCACCGACCGUCCUCUGGAAGUACAAAGGAGCAAAAAUACAGUUGGAAAAAGAUGUUCGUUUUAGGGUGCUGAGCAACAACCACCUUCAAAUCCGCGGCAUAAAAAAGACCGACGAGGGCUCGUACACCUGCGAAGGACGCUUGAUGGCCCGCGGCGAGAUUGAUCUACGGGUUAUCAAGGUCAUCGUGAACGUGCUCCCGACUAUCCGAGUGUGGCAGUCAGAGGUGAAUGCCACCGCAGAUGUGGGCCAAUCUGCCAUGUUGACUUGUGCGGUUGAUGGCUAUCCUGAACCCAUGGUGACCUGGACAAGAAACCAAAUGGUUCUUGAGGCGGGGGAGAAGUACAGCUUCAACGAGGACGGCUCAGAAAUGUCCAUCAUGGAUGUCACCAAGCUGGAUGAGGGCGAGUACACCUGCAUCGCCAGAAACAAAGCCGGUGAAACUGAACAGGAACUCAGUCUGAGAGUAUUUGCGAAACCUAAGAUCACCUACAUAGUGAACCAAAGCACCUCCGAAAUGGAGGAGCAAGUGACUCUAACUUGCGAGGCUUCGGGCGAUCCCACACCCACCAUCAGCUGGAGUUAUGGUGACCGCGUCUUUACCGACGGCGAGCAGGCACACCUAAACAGGAUCUAUCAGGCGUCAUGGACUCGUCCCGAGCAGCACAAGAGUCAGGAUGGAAACGUGGUGGUGAGGAGCGACGCCCGAGUCUCCUCGCUCACACUAAAGUACGUCAAGUACACCGACGCCGGACAGUACCUGUGCUCAGCUCGCAGUGCCAUCGGGGAGGACGACAAGACAGCACAGCUGGAGGUCCGCUAUACCCCUAAGCUCCACGGUGACGUAGCGGUGUACACCUGGGAGGGAAAUGGCGUAAACAUCAGCUGCACGGUGCAGGCUCACCCCAGCCAAGUCACCAUCGCCUGGCUGAGAGACGGACUGAUGCUGCCGAACGAGAACACCAGCAAUAUUAAAAUCUUCAGGUCCCCGUCAGCAAGCUACCUUCAGGUGACACCGCUGUCUGAGAAUGACUUUGGGAGUUAUAACUGCACUGCUUCUAAUGAGAUGGGCACAGAGUCCAAAGAGUUCCUCCUCAUUCAAGCUGAGGUGCCAUCCUCGCCAUUUGUCAACGAGGUGACCCCUUUUUCCACCACUGCACUCGUCCAGUUUGAGGAGCCCGAGUCUACUGGAGGUGUUCCUGUGUUGAUGUACAAAGCUGCGUGGAGGAUGCAAGGCAGGGGCAGCUGGUCGCAGAAGAUCUACGACCUUAAAGAUGGUGUCAUCAGCGAGGUGACCAUCACAUACCUGAAACCGGAGACCGACUACGAAGUGAAGAUGUCGGCCAUCAAUGGCAAAGGUGAAGGUGAAAGCUGCCCUGCCGAGUCCUUCAAGACGCUGCCAGUCCGGAUUCCCAAUCCUCCCAAGCUGGAAGCAGCGCUUCAGCCGAUAGGUAAUUCCUUGAAAGUCAGCUGGAUCAAGCAGGACGACGGUGGACUGCCCAUCUACCAUUACCUCAUCCGCUACAAACCAAUUCAGUCGACGCAGUGGAAACCGGAAAUCCGGAUGCCCAACGACAGCGACUAUGUGGUUCUAAGGGGACUGGAGUGGGACACGGAGUACAACGUCAACGUGGUGGCAGAGAACCAGAAGGGCAAGUCGCCGCCGGCGAGCAUGUCCGUCAAGACGUCCACUCAGCCAGCAGUCAUCCCAGACUUGGAUGAGGACGCGAGGUUUCCCGUGGGCAUCGUGCUGUGGGCGGGGAUCCUGGUGGUGGCGUUUGUGCUCCUGCUUCUGGCCGUAGACGUGACCUGCUACUUUGUCAACAAAUGCGGCCUCAUCAUGUGCCUGUGUGGCAAGUCGGGCUCCGGGACCAAAGGCAAAGACUUGGAGGAGGGAAAGGCCGCCUUCAUGAAAGAUGAAUCCAAAGAGCCCAUAGUGGAAGUCAGAACAGAGGACGAGUGCACUGCCAAUCACAACGCAGCAGGACCAACAGAACCAAAUGAAACCACACCCCUGACAGAACCAGAGCUGGCGGCUUUCACCGCUGCUCUGGCACUGGACACGCUCUCCUCCAUAGCCACCAACUCCGACACGGCCACUGCCACCAAUGACCCCACCCAGGACAGCCCCUCUAGCGAGACCACCACCCUAACGUAUAGCCUGUCCACCCCGGCCAACGACCCCUCGCCCACGCCCAUCUCGGCACCGGCGCCGAGCCCGGAGAUGAGCGCGGCGCCACCGACUCCCCCCGUCUCCAGGUCCGCCGUCGAGGCCAAGAUUGCGCCGUUAGUCGAGCAGAGACGAAGCGAGUGGCCAGGGGAGGAGGAGGAGGAGGAGAAGACCGAGCCUCCUCCGAGCACCCCAGAAUGGACUAAAGCUCAAAAAUCCGGCACACCUAUACCGCCGAAGCGUAGACACUCUCCUAAACUUGCCGCCCUGAAAGCUAAAGGUAGUCCUCCUGUAUCGCCACUGGCUGUGUCACCGUCACCUUUCACUCCAGACAAGAAACCUGCUCCUAGUCCGCCCGUUUCAGCAGAGCAAAGUGGUCCUUCCCCUGAUUCAAACCUGAGCGGGUGUGGCCUCGCUGCCUUUGACAAGCCUGUUCAUAAUGCUGCCCCCACACCGCCUUCAGCCAUCCGUAGUGCUCCUAAAGCACCGGAUGCUGAAACGUCCUCCCCUCUCCUUGAAAAUGUGUCCUCUCCCUUGUCCCCCCUGCCUGCCAGUGACCUCCCCGCAUCACCGCCAGACAUGUACGACUUCCUGGCCCACGACACGGGCCUCAAAAACGCGGGUUUCGACUUAGAGCUGAGUAACGGGACCGAGCGACCCUCGGAGAUCCCCGCCGACCUCAUUAGCUUAGAGAGCCCGCCCUCUGCCCCCUUCCUGCCCAAUGGCGACGGAGCGGACCUCCCCCUUUCAGGCCCAGUUCUGGAUGCAUCAGAGACUUUGGCCAAGACCGGUCCUCCUGUCAACGAUGAGAAGAUUUUUUCAGACGGGAAAGGCAAACUGGAGGAAGAAUUAUCAAACGCCCUCACUGAGAUGGCGGCGGAGCAACACAACAGUGUGAUACAGACAAAAGGCACGCAGAGCAAAGCCUGAUGAGCUCGGCUAAAACUUCCAACGUCCAAAACAUUUUUGUUGCGGCGACGGGGUUGUUUCAUUUCCAGUGCCCUUAAGUACACACACACGCACACACACACACACACACACUCUUGUAUUUCUGACCUUCUUGAGACCUCUGAAAAAUGCCUACCUCUUUAGGACCACCCUUUCUAGAUAUAUAAAGAUGUGUAUUUACAACAUUAAUAAUAUAUAUAUACUAUGCAAAUAUAAAAAAAGCUUGUUGUGAAAAAUUAGUUGGAAUUUCACAAGAAAAAGGUAACAAUUUCACAAGAAAAACUGAACUUUUGUGCAAUAUUAUGAUAAAAGUUGUAAUUUUACUCAAUAACAGUCGCAAUAUUACAAGAAAAGCUUAGAAUUUUGGCGAUUUUAUGAAAAGAGUCGUAAAUAAUACUUCGACAAAUGUCACAUUAGAAGAAAACUUUAAAAUGUUGGCAGUAUUAUGAUAACAAUCCAAAUUUUACUUGGCAAAAUUAUGACAAAAGUCAUAAUUUACAAGAAUAACAAAAAAAAAUUGGCAAUAUUGUGAUAAAAGUCUGAAUUUUAUAGGACAAAUGGCGCCAUUUUGCAUUAAAAAGUAAGAAUUAUACAGAAAAAAGUAAAUUUUUACAAGAAAAUAAUGCAAUAUUACAGAAACAGAGAUACAUUUUUCCCAAUUUUAUAAGAAAGAAGUCGACACAUUGUGAGAAAAAGACUGCUUUUAGUUUAUUUUUUGUUUUUUUUGUUAGUAAUUGUUUUUUAAUCUUCAUAAUUUACUUCAAAUUAUUACAGUAUGUAUCUAUAUACAUAUUUAUUUUUUUCAUUGUUUUAUUUCAAUUUCUUCCACACACUUGUUAUUUCAUAUGUUGACCAGAGGGAGAGCACUUUUAAAAGUGACCCAGUCAAUUUGAAAUAUCCCUCCUUUUUGGGACCACCCUCAUUUUGAUAGAUUUCACCACCAGGGGUGCAAAUGAGACAUUCUCUAUUAGAUGCAAUGUUAUUAGGACCAUGAUUUAUGUCAUCACUUGUUCACACCUCCUCAUAUGGAAGAUACGUUUCCCUGUUGAUGUCUCAAGAAGGGUAGAAAUACAAGAACACACACACACACACAUACACACUUGUAUUUGUUACCUUCUUGAGACCUCCGAAAAAUGCCUACCUCUUUAGGACCACCCUUUCUAGAUAUAUAAAUAUGUGUAUUUACAACAUUAAUAAUAAAUACAUACUAUGUAAAUAUAAAAAAGCUUGUUGUGAAAAAUUGGUUGGAAUUUCACGAGAAAAAGGUCACAAUUUCACAAGAAAAACAUAGAAUUUUGGCAGUGUUAUAAUAAAAGUCGUAAUUUUACUCAACGCAAGUCAAAAUUGUACAAGAAAAAGUGAACAUUUGUGCAAUAUUAUGAUGAAAGUUGGAAUUUUGCUCAAUAACAGUCGCAAUAUUACAAGUAAAGCUUAGAAUUUUUGGCGAUUUUAUGAAAAGAGUCGUAAUAAUACUCGACAAAAGUGACAAUUUUAUAAGAAGACUUAAAAAUGUUGGCAAUAUUAUAAUAAUAAUCCAAAUUUUACUUGACAAAAUUAUGACAAAUGUCAUAAUUUUACUCCAAAAAUGUCACUAUUUUACAAGAACAACAAAAGAAUUGGCAAUAUUGUGAUAAAAUUCAGAAUUGUAUAUGACAAAUGUUGCCAUUUUGCAUUAAAAAGUAAGAAUUAUACAUUAAAAAGUCAUAAUUUUACGAGGAAAUAUUGCAAUAUUACAGAAACAGAAAGAAAAUGAGAAAUUGUUCCCAAUUUUAUAAGAAAAAAGUUGACAAAUUGUGGGAAAAAGACUGCUUUUAGUUUAUUUUUUUAUCUUUUUUAAUUGUUUUUUAAUCUUCAUUAUUUACUUCAAGUUAUUACAGUAUGUCUCUAUAUAAAUAUUUAUUUUUUUCAUUGUUUUAUUUCAAUUCCUUACACACACUUGUUAUUUCAUAUGUUGACCAGAGGGGGAGCACUUCAAAUUUUUCCACACACUUGUUAUUUCAUAUGUUGACCAACGGGGGAGCACUUUUAAAACUGACACACAGUCAAUUUGAAAAAUCCCUCCUUUUUGGGACCACCCUCAUUUUGACAGAUUUCACCAGCAGUGGUGCAAAUGAGACAUUCUCUAUUAGAUGCAAUGUUAUUAGGACCAUGAUUUAUGUCAUCACUUGUUCACACCUCCUCAUAUGGAAGCUACUUUUCCUUCUUGAUGUCUCAAGAAGGGUUGAAAUACAACACACACACACACACGCUCACACACACACACACACACACACACACACACACACACACACACACACACACACACACACUUGCAUUUCUUACCUUCUUGAGACCUCUGAAAAAUGCUUACAUCUUUAGGACCACCCUUUCUAGAUAUAUAAAGAUGUGUAUUUACAACAUUAAUAAUAAAUACAUACUAUGCAAAUAUAAAAAAGCUUGUUGUGAAAAAUGAGUUGGAAUUUCACAAGAAAAAGUUCACAAUUUCACAAGAAAAACUUUUGGCAGUUUUUAUAAUUAAAAGUCGUCAUUUUACUCAACGCAAGUCAAGAUUGUACAAGAAAAAGUGAACAUUUGUGCAAUAUUAUGAUGAAAGUUGGAAUUUUGCUCAAUAACAGUCGCAAUAUUACAAGAAAAGCUUAGAAUUUUUGGCGAUUUUAUGAAAAGAGUCGUAAUAAUACUCGACAAAAGUGACAAUUUUAUAAGAAGACUUAAAAAUGUUGGCAAUAUUAUAAUAAUAAUCCAAAUUUUACUUGACAAAAUUAUGACAAAAGUCAUAAUUUUACUCCACAAAUGUCACUAUUUUACAAGAACAACAAAAAAAUUGGCAAUAUUGUGAUAAAAUUCAGAAUUGUAUAUGACAAAUGUUGCCAUUUUGCAUUAAAAAGUAAGAAUUAUACAUUAAAAAGUCAUAAUUUUAUGAGGAAAUAUUGCAAUAUUACAGAAACAGAAAGAAUAUGAGAAACUGUUCCCAAUUUUAUCAGAAAAAAGUCGACACAUUGUGAGAAAAAGACUGCUUUUAGUUAAUUUUUUUUAUUGUUUUUUAAUCUUCAUUAUUUACUUCAAGUUAUUACAGUAUGUCUCUAUAAAAAUAUUUAUUUUUUUCAUUGUUUUAUUUCAAUUUCUUACACACACUUGUUAUUUCAUAUGUUGACCAGAGGGGGAGCACUUCAAAUUUUUCCACACACUUGUUAUUUCAUAUGUUAACCAUUUAUUUUUUUGCAUUGUUUUAUUUCAAUUUCUUACACACACUUGUUAUUUCAUAUGUUGACCAGAGGUGGAGCACUUCAAAUUUUUCCACACACUUGUUAUUUCAUAUGUUAACCAGAGGGUUAACAUAUUUCUGGUUAACAUAUGAAAUAACAAGUGUGUGGAAAAAUUUGAAGUCCUCCACCUCUGGUCAACAUAUGAAAUAACAAGUGUGUGUGUAAGGAAUUUAAAUAAAACACUUUUAAAAGCGACACAGUCAAUUUGAAAAAUCCCUCCUUGUUGGGACCACCCUCAUUUUGAUAGAAUUUUUGAGACAUUCUCUAUUAGAUGCAAUGUUAUUGGGACCACGAUUUAUGUCAUCACUUGUUCACACCUCCUCAUAUGGAAGCUACUUUUCCUUGUUGAUGUCUCAAGAAGGGUAGAAAUACAAGAACACACACACACACACACUUGUCUGGCACGCACUUUGACUUUACACCCGGGAACUCAAAAUGUGUUUUAUUUUUUUAAUUUGUUAUUUUAUUUAACUGGUCGAGAUGAUCAAGAACUGAAAGAAAAAGAUGUGGAAAAUAUUAGAAAGGUGACUUUGACCACAUGUGCAGUCAGUCUCACACAAGCAUUACAUUGUCAUUACAAACGUGAACAAAUAAUUACCGUAAAUGAUCUUUUGAUAGCCCUUUAUUUAAGACCGACUGGGAAGAGGGUUUUAAUCCGGAGAAAAUAAAGUAAAGUUGUACAAAUACCUUGAACAAUGGUUUGGAGUGCAUGAGAAAGUAGACAAGAGACAAAUAUAUUGUAUGAUACGACCAAUGUUAAUGUUCAAACUGCUUAGUCAGCAAUAAUACCGCUGAGUCAUAGGUAAAGUGUUCAUGAAUUGGACAGAAACAGCUGAGGAGCAACAGUUUUAAGAUAAUUACAAACCCCGUUUCCAUAUGAGUUGGGAAAUUGUGUUAGAUGUAAAUAUAAACGGAAUA
Messenger RNA from Nerophis lumbriciformis (worm pipefish), 7941 nucleotides. It is a transcript of the gene ncam1b, whose product is annotated as neural cell adhesion molecule 1b. The record is from RefSeq and is a predicted model, not a curated record. Gene Ontology annotation, molecular function: axon guidance receptor activity; cell-cell adhesion mediator activity. Gene Ontology annotation, cellular component: neuronal cell body; plasma membrane; axon. NCBI's taxonomy places the organism in Eukaryota, Metazoa, Chordata, Actinopteri, Syngnathiformes, Syngnathidae. Gene Ontology annotation, biological process: synapse organization; dendrite self-avoidance; axon guidance.